AGGAAAUUUUGUUGAUAGAAGAUAGUAGUGCGCCAUGUUUCUCACGCGUUCCGAGUAUGACCGUGGUGUGAAUACCUUCUCGCCAGAAGGCCGGCUUUUCCAGGUCGAAUAUGCUAUCGAAGCUAUCAAACUUGGCUCAACAGCAAUAGGAAUCCAAACGAAUGAAAGUGUGAUCUUGGCUGUUGAGAAGCGCAUCACAUCUUCACUCAUGGAGCCAACGACAAUCGAGAAAGUUGUGGAAAUCGACAAGCACAUUGGUUGCGCUGUAAGCGGUCUCACUGCAGACGCUCGUACCAUGAUAGAAGAAGCGAGGUUAGUUGCACAGAACCAUUGGUUCGUGUACAACGAGAACAUGACUGUGGAAAGUGUGGCGCAGUCUGUUUCGAACCUCGCGAUCCUCUUCGGCAACUCUGACGACGACUCGGGAAUGGCCAUGAGUCGGCCGUACGGCGUCGCCAUCCUUUUCGCCGGGAUCGACGAGAAAGGCCCCCAGUUGUAUCACCUUGAUCCGUCCGGAACAUUUGUCCAGUACAACGCGAAAGCCAUUGGUUCUGGUUCUGAAGGCGCUCAACAGAGUUUGAAAGAAGCCUACCACAAGUCGAUGACCAGAGGCGAAGCUUUGAAACAGGCGCUGUCAAUCCUCAAGCAAGUUAUGGAGGAAAAGCUUAGUUCUACCAACGUUGAAGUUGGAGAAGUUGGCCGCGACAAGGAAUUCCAUCUUUUAACAAAAGAAGAAGUUGAAGAGAUCAUCAAGGACAUCUGAGAAGUACUAUUGAAUUCCGAGCCCCAUUUUUUCGUGUCCCCCGCAAGUUGAAGGGCAGUUCCGUUCUCACUUAUUCUGAUGUCUGAAUGAAGUCCAGCUUUGCCCUGA
Messenger RNA from Notodromas monacha, 871 nucleotides. Lineage: Eukaryota; Metazoa; Arthropoda; Ostracoda; Podocopida; Cyprididae. The record is from the annotation of a GenBank genome assembly.